CGAGCAUCCGCCCAGGGCGGCGCGUCCCCAAGGCCGCCGGGCCAGUCCCGUCCAUCAGUCCGUCGCGUCCAUCCGUCGCGUCCGUUGGCAGUGCCAUGCCAUUCCUCGGGCAGGACUGGCGGUCCCCCGGGCAGAGCUGGGUGAAGACGGCCGAUGGCUGGAAGCGCUUCCUAGAUGAGAAGAGCGGCAGCUUCGUGAGCGACCUCAGCAGUUACUGCAGCAAGGAAGUAUACAAUAAGGAGAAUCUUUUCAACAGCCUGAACUAUGAUGUUGCAGCCAAGAAGAGAAAGAAGGACAUGCUGAAUAGCAAAACCAAAACUCAAUAUUUCCACCAAGAAAAAUGGAUCUAUGUUCACAAAGGAAGCACUAAAGAGCGCCAUGGAUAUUGCACUUUGGGGGAAGCCUUCAACAGACUGGACUUCUCGACUGCCAUUCUGGAUUCCAGAAGAUUUAACUACGUCGUACGGCUGUUGGAACUGAUAGCAAAGUCACAGCUCACAUCCCUGAGUGGCAUUGCCCAAAAGAACUUCAUGAACAUUUUGGAAAAAGUGGUACUGAAAGUCCUGGAAGACCAACAAAACAUUAGACUAAUAAGGGAACUACUCCAGACCCUCUACACGUCCUUAUGUACACUGGUCCAAAGAGUCGGCAAGUCUGUGCUGGUCGGGAACAUUAACAUGUGGGUGUAUCGAAUGGAGACAAUUCUACACUGGCAACAGCAGCUGAACAACAUCCAAAUCACCAGGCCCGCCUUCAAAGGCCUCACCUUCACUGACCUGCCUUUGUGCUUACAACUGAACAUCAUGCAAAGGCUGAGCGACGGGCGAGACCUGGUCAGCCUGGGCCAGGCAGCCCCUGACCUGCACGUGCUCAGCGAGGACCGGCUCUUAUGGAAGAAGCUCUGCCAGUACCACUUCUCCGAGCGGCAGAUCCGCAAGCGAUUAAUUUUGUCAGAUAAAGGACAGCUGGAUUGGAAGAAGAUGUAUUUUAAACUUGUGCGCUGUUACCCACGGAAAGAGCAGUACGGAGACACCCUUCAGCUUUGCAGACACUGCCAUAUUCUUUCCUGGAAGGGCACUGAUCACCCGUGCACAGCCAAUAACCCGGAGAGCUGCUCCGUUUCACUUUCACCCCAGGACUUUAUCAACUUGUUCAAGUUCUGAAUCCCAGCACAUGACAACACUUCAGAAGGGUCCCCCUGCUGACUGGAUGGUUGGAAAUACAGAGUUUGGACGCUUCAUUUGUAAAUAGUGUACAUUUUAGACACUGGCUCAAAACUUCUGCGAUAAGCCAUUGAGAGGACGUUGGAGGGGAGAGAUGCAGUUGCUGGCUGGGAAUUUAAGCAUAUGGACUUCUCAUUAGAAUUGGUAUGGAAAAGCAGAAAUACUGUAAAUAAACUAUUUUUCCUAAUGAUUUGCCAGCAAGACUAUAAGGCAGGAAUUCUAUUUCAUCAGUGAAAAUGGAAUUCUCUUGACGUUCACUGAGACUCCUUUAUAGUUCCCUAGAGAUGUGGGAGAAAGGGGCAAAACUCAAAUACAAGAUAGAAUGCUCUUUGUUUACAAGGUGAAAAUGUGUUGG
This is a messenger RNA of Lipotes vexillifer (Yangtze River dolphin), 1578 nucleotides long. RefSeq names its product F-box protein 32 (gene FBXO32). NCBI's taxonomy places the organism in Eukaryota, Metazoa, Chordata, Mammalia, Artiodactyla, Lipotidae. Gene Ontology annotation, molecular function: protein binding. Gene Ontology annotation, cellular component: nucleus; cytoplasm; SCF ubiquitin ligase complex. The record is from RefSeq and is a predicted model, not a curated record. Bases 96 to 1163 code for a protein of 355 amino acids. Gene Ontology annotation, biological process: protein ubiquitination. The transcript has 9 exons.